Messenger RNA from Fopius arisanus, 2620 nucleotides. Its product is annotated as F-box only protein 21-like. NCBI's taxonomy places the organism in Eukaryota, Metazoa, Arthropoda, Insecta, Hymenoptera, Braconidae. Gene Ontology annotation, molecular function: protein binding; DNA binding. The record is from RefSeq and is a predicted model, not a curated record. The transcript is spliced from 3 exons. Bases 194 to 2047 code for a protein of 617 amino acids.
UGAUUUUUUAUUUGUGAGUUGUCAGGUUUUUUGCUCAUGUAAACAAGUCGAGAUUUUUUUCCCUCCGAGGGGGAUUUCCGCGGAAAUUAUCAGUAUCACACUGUGAAAAAUCAUAACUCUUGCUUUUCUAAUAGUGUCAAAAGCCAUUCCUUGAUUUUCACACCAGAAUAAAUUGAUAAACCAAGAUAGUAAAAUGGCUGUCGACGUAUUGAUAUCAUUCUUACCUUGUGAAGUUAUUGAGUACAUUCUCGAGAGUGAUAAUAUUAAAAUCAAAGAUGUCAUGAAUUUUGCAAUGACUUGCAAACAUGUGUAUAGAUCUGUGACAAAUAGUAAUAAACUUUGGAGGACUAAAUUUCUUCAGAGGUGGCCAAAUUUGAGAGAAAUCUACGAGAAAAUGGACAAAGACGAGUACAAAGUGUCAGAUUGGAUGGAGGAAUUCCACAGUUCAUUGGAGAGCCGAAAAAAAUUGAUGGAGGAAUUAUCAGAAAUGUCUGCAAACCACUACAAAAAGCAAGAGAUUUCUCACAGCGGUUUGAAGAAUUUUCUACCACUUUUUCGUUCUGAAUUGGGGGCACAUCCAAUGGCUUAUCACUUCCUCAUCGACGAGCUUAUCCAAUUGGUAGAACGUCCAGUCCUGGAAUGCAACCUGACCCACAAGCAUUACGCCUACAAAGUGAUAAGAUAUCUGAGACAAUGUUUUCUGGCUGACGAGUGGUCAAAAUUCCUAAAUCUUCCAGUGGAGUAUCAAACUCUGGAGAAAGGGGCUGUCCUUGUAUCACAAUGGAGUCAACCUGAGAGACGUGUUUCAUACAAAUACGUUGCCUCGAUGUUAGAUAAUAUUGCCGACUACACGAAGCAAUUGAUCAAGGAGAAAUACCCAUCCCACCCAAUUCUCUCUCAAUCACCAGAAACAUUGAGCGAGUGGAGGGAAAAAAAUAUAUCGGAUAAUCAGUGGAGCUCUGGUGAUACCAGACAAGUAAUGACUGCCCUCUGCGAGGUAAUGUUCGAUAGAAUGAUGUUCCAUGGAAACAGCGAGAUGUAUUAUUCCUCUGAAAAUUCAUUCGUCGAUCGAGUUUUAGAGAACAGGAGAGGAAUUCCUAUAACACUUGCUAUAGUAUUUGAGAGUGCAGCUAGACGAUUAGGUGUGCGUUGUGAGGCUGUAUCAUUUCCCGCUCACUUUCUUCUUCGCUGGAAAGAGAAAUAUAAUGUACCAGAGUCUGAGGAAUGCGAGAGUUUCUACAUCGAUGUAUUCAAUGGAGGACAGUUCCUGACGAAGAACAGUUGUCCGAGAAUAGGUGGAGUAUCAAAAUGUCCAAUUGAAAAAUAUAAUGUUCAUAAUGGAGCUACAGCAGUGGAGGUAGUCCAGAGAAUGGCAAAUAAUCUCGAAGUCGCUGGCAGACAGAGAACACAUUUGAAUGGUCGAGCUGCACGUCUGCGUUCUGCUCUGGAGCUUCUCCACUUAGUCCGACCUUACGAUACGUCAACAAUUCUCCAUCUAGCACGAUUUUAUAUUCUUCAUCAGAUGGAUUUAAUGGAGCUCGUUCAAGUGUUGAAUGAUAUACAGAAAAAUCUUGAAUUAACUUCACGUGGACAGGCGACCCACAUUCUCCAGAUGCUCCAUGAUUACGAAAAACAUAUGAAAGUUAUUCCAGAGGAAGAUCUCAGCCCGAAAAUACGUACACCCGAGGUGAAGUACGCUAUUGGCAUGAUAAUGAAGCACAGGACUUAUGAGUACUCUUGUGUUAUCACUGGAUGGGAUAAAAAAUGUGAGGCAUCACCCGAAUGGAUGAAUGAAAUGGGAAUUGACGAGUUGAAUGAUGGAGCUAAUCAACCAUUUUAUUAUUUAUUUGUCGACGAUGGAUCUUCACGAUAUGCAGCUCAGGAGAAUUUAAUUGUAGCACCAUCACCGAGGUGGGUUAAUCACGACGAGGUUGGAAGGUAUUUUUAUAAAUUUUGUGUUGCUUAUUAUCUGCCGAAUGAGGAAAAGGAGAGAGAAUAUCCAGAUGAUGGAAAAGUCAGGGACGAGCUCCUAGGGAUUCAACAGUGAGAGUGCGUCGUCCCGUAAAGAUGAUUUAUGAUUAGAAUUGAAAGGGAAAUUUUUUUAAAUAUACCAUCGAUUGAAUUUCCGUGAAACAUUUAGAAUUAAAAUCCCAAAAUGUCAUCAAUGAUCAAAUGAUCGAAUGCUGAGUAUAAAUAAUUCAGUGAGUGGUCAGAAAUAUUAUAUUAAUUGCAAGAUUUUUCCUCCAUCGAUACUAUACACUUGAAAAUCGACAAUGAUGAGAAGAGACAUAUAUUUAUAUUAUUUAACAUUUACUAGAACUCUCUACAUUGCAUAAUGCUAACAAUAAAUAUUAUUACAAUAUUGAUCGUUCGAGACAACUAGUCUGCUCAUUGUAAAUAGAUCUUCUGGAUACUUAUUUUUAAUCAUCAACUCAGAACACGAGCGAAAUCCAUUUGAAAUGACAGAACAUGUAAAUAGAAGUGAAACAAUCAUUUCUGCAUGGAAGUUGAAUUAAAAAUAAUUGUACGCAACAUGUAAUCAAUAAUGCAGUUGUGAAUUUAUUGAAAUAACUUAGAAAAUUCAUCAAUAUGUUUAAUUAUAAAAAAAGAAAAGAAUUAA